AUGACAGUUAAACAAACUCAUGCUUUCAGCGGGUCACGCAUCACUUUCACCACACCCACCUCCUUCGACACAGUGACAGCCAAACUCAACGCCGAAAUAGAGUCGGACGCCGGCUUCAAUCAGGAGGAUGUGACUGCAGCGGUCCGUCGCGGCGGUAAAGAUGCAUUUGUUAAAUUGUGCCUGAGCCGAGUCGGUGCAUUCGGAUUCAUGAAAUUCGCUAGCAUCGAUCAUUCAUGGGUCCAGCUCUUCGGUGUGGCUCGUGGCUUGCGGAUUCGUCGGAUUCUGUUGGGAAAUCCACUUAUUGCGAUUACGAUGCUGAGGCAAGAUUUGGACGCGGGGCUGUUUGUACCAGUUGAGGUGCUCGUGAAGGAAUCGCCAGAGCGUAGAGGGACAGAAGUGCUCUAUGUGCUGCCUAGCAGUCUAAUUGCUGGGGUUAACACUGAUGACAGAUUGAGAAAUGCAGCCAGGGUUUUAGAUGAGAAAUUGGAAGCAUUGAUACGGCACAUCACGUCUCCAGAUCCAUCGAAGGCUAAGCUUUAA
Messenger RNA from Talaromyces proteolyticus, 540 nucleotides. RefSeq lists its product as uncharacterized. Bases 1 to 540 code for a protein of 179 amino acids. The record is from RefSeq and is a predicted model, not a curated record. Lineage: Eukaryota; Fungi; Ascomycota; Eurotiomycetes; Eurotiales; Trichocomaceae. The transcript has a single exon.